CCUGUUACAUCUGUGCCGGUGUGUAGCAGUGCAAAAGUGUUUAUCUGGUUUUAUUUAUUAUCAAAUUUUAACUAGUAGUGAACUUUUGGAAUUAACUUGUGAAAAUAUUAAUUUUUAGGAAUAACGGAAAUUUCAAACGAUGCCGCGUAAAUGUUGUGUUCCUGGUUGUAAUUCCAAUUACGACAGUGAAAUAAAAAAGGGAGGUCCAGUUGUAUCAGCCUUUAGAUUUCCAAAAGAUGAAGAGAGAAAAAAGUUGUGGCUUUUAGCUAUUCCCCGCAAAGAUUUUUCACCCACUGCAAAUAGUGUUGUCUGCAUGAAACACUUUUCUGAAGACGAUAUAAUUCGCUAUGACCUGUACAAAACAAAGGACGGAACUACACAACAAUUGCUAUUAAUGUGCCCCAAGUUAAAAGAAGAUGCACUCCCAAGAAUUUUUCCAAAUCUGCCGAAGUAUCUGACUAAAGAAAAGAGUGUUGUCAGGAACGACCCUCAAGAAAGAAAAAAAAAAGUUUUCAACAGAACCGCUGCAGCAAUUGACAACUUUUUAAAAGCAGACAUUAUUCAAAGUUUUGAAAAUGUAAAAAAUGACUUUGCUUCGAAAGUUGAAAGUGUUUCUAAGUGGCAUGUGAUAAUGAAGAACAGUGAAUUAUUUUUUUAUACUUUAAGUGUUGAUUAUGACAAUGGAAGUGAUGAAGGUGAACAUCUUUAUAUAGUUAAUAGCGUUAAAUUGGACCAGAAUAUGAGAUUGAAAGUGGUGAUAAAAGGUAACGAAUUGUCAUCUCAUGAAUUAAAGUGGAUUCUUCCAUAUGAUUUAAAACUAAGUCGAUGGUCCCAAUUGAAAAAUAUAUUAAGCAGGUACCAUAAGUUUGAAGAAAUUAAUUGUAAAUCUGAUCAGUCUCAGUUUGAAUUAUACUUACAGAAAUGUAGGAACUAUCUAGAGAAAUGUUGCGAAAUGGCAGAAAUUCAUGAUUAUGAACACAAAAGACAACUAGAGAUUGUUUUUGAUCAAGUGUCACAAUUAACAUUAAAAAAGCGUAGAUAUUCACCAGCCACAAUCUUGUUUUCGUUUAUUAUGUUUUCAUAUUCUCCUUCGGCCUAUAAGUUUUUGCGAAGUUAUUUGCUGCUACCCCACAAACGCUAUUUGCAAAUGUUAUCGUCAUCAUUUAACAUUAGUCCUGAUAACGAAAGCAAUAAAACAAAAUAUUACUUUUCCUGUGCGGCUUUAGCUCGGCUCGGCAUCGACGUAUGCGGCCGGCCUCCGUAUCGGUUCCUAGGCGCUGUUGCCAGUUCGUACAGCACGGCUUGUUAGUAAAGGAGGCAGUGGCUGGCCACAUUAUUGAAUGAUUUUUUUUUAUUUUUCAAAUAUGCUUUCAAUGCAUUAAUUUUGCUCGGCGCGAAAUUUAAAUUUUCAAACCAGGACACCACAGUAGGAUGGAUUAUUGUAUUACUGUGUACGUUUCAAAGGCAAUGGCAUUUGGUCAUGACGUUAUCAAUUUUUAAUAGAGAGAAAUAAGUAAAUAUUGUACUGUUUCACUUGGUAUCAAUGAAUUUUGCUUGAAAUUGGUAGACUUGUUACUCCACCUUACUUCCUGAUAAUUCUAAAAAUAAGAGUGCAUAAGCAUGAUACUUGCAAGUUUCAAAUAAGAUUUACUCAAUAAAAUUUUGACCUGAU
Molecule: messenger RNA, 1672 nt
Organism: Zophobas morio
Lineage: Eukaryota; Metazoa; Arthropoda; Insecta; Coleoptera; Tenebrionidae
Exons: 2
Coding region: 140-1309 (389 amino acids)
Source: RefSeq, a predicted model, not a curated record